ACAUAUUUCUGUUUUUCACAGAUUUAUUUUUGUUUUCCCGAGUCAAUAAUAAACAAACAAAACUUAAAUUUGUGACUAAAACUAAAUGAAUUAAAAGUACGCCUACGAUGACUCUGAACUUUGACACGAUAUGCCGUACGUGCAUGACCGAAUCACAAGCUUUAUUGUGCAUUUUUGACGAGCAAAGCUCAUCUGCAAAUGAUGUUGUUUCGAUGUUACAAUCGAUUACUUCGAUUCGAGCAUUGAAAGAUGAUGGUCUUCCCGAAAAUGUUUGCAUUGGUUGCUUGGCAGAGAUUAAUCGUGCGUUCACCUUUAAGAGUCGAUCAGAACGAUCCGAGAACACAUUGAGGCAAUACAUAAGUCGACUGAACGUUAAAUCAGAACUUGAGUCAAAGAUUACGACCAAUUCACCUGUGUUGUCUGGUACAACUGAUGACGAAGGCUACGAAAUAAUCGAGGUGGACGAAGACGAACGGACAAUAGCGCGUACCGAAUUGGUUGAAGAUUAUAAAAUGGAAACGGAGAAUGAUGGAAGUGCAAGUAGUUUAUCGCCAAGUGUCCUGGAUGGACGCAAAGUGUUAAUUUUGACAUCGAGCACAAGCUUACCAAAUCCGAUCAACGUCAUAUACGAAUGUCACAUAUGCUUUGACACCUUUAGCAGCAUCGCUUUGUCUGAACGGCACAUGGCUAAAUUUCAUGGGCCCGAAAAUGAGGCGAAAGAUGACAAUGGUACAGCCGAUUUGAUAGUUGGUGAUCACAGUCAUUCAAAAGAGGAUUUUUGUAAUGGGCCAGAACUCGACACUCUACCUGUUGUCGUCGAUCUGCACGAAUCCACAAUCCCCGUUCUGGAUGAUGAAGAGACUCUCAGCAACGAAGAAGCGGCAAAGGCUGAAGAUGAAAUCGUACCGGUCAUUGUUGUGACGGGACACGAAACAGCCGAACUGAAAUUCAAUUGCCAAAAAUGUGGCGGAAAAUUCGCUAAGGAACGGUCGCUCAACAUCCACAUAAAGCUGAACAAGUGCACGAUAAAAAGUUUCGAGUGUGGCAUUUGCAAGAAAGUUUUCGUUCGCAAAAAGAAUCUCGAUUGUCACAUGCAGACGCACAACGAACCGUCGGAACAUUCGUGUAAAGUUUGCAGUCAAACGUUUCAGCAAGCUGAGGAACUGGCCAUACAUAUUCAAACGGAACAUGAACCGAGUCGAAAAUAUCUGUGUCCUCACUGUUGGAAAGGCUUCAGUGUCUCAUCAUCUUUGAAAGAUCAUAUCAGGAUUCAUAACGGUGAACGUCCGUACCUGUGUUCGAUUUGCGGCAAAGGAUUUAGUCAGAGCACCAACCUCAAUCAACAUGUGAUGCGACACAACAAAACGAAACCGUAUUCAUGUCCGAUAUGCUCGUAUUCGUUUGUGUCGAAGGGCGAAUUGGAUGCACAUUCUCGGAAGCAUAGCGGACUGCAUCCAUUCGUGUGUGAAUUAUGCGGAUCGUCAUUUACAACAUCCAGCUCUCUGGUUAAACAUAAUCGAAUUCACACCGGCGAACGGCCCUAUGCAUGUGAAUAUUGUCCAAUGCGUUUCGCUGCAUUAGGUACACUAAAAAACCACACUCGCACCCACAACGGUUGUCGUCCAUUUGCCUGUGGCAUAUGCGGUCGAACGUUUUCACAGCGAAGCGAUUGUCUGUCACACCAAGAAACACAUACAGCCGACAAGUCGUUCUUUUGCCAGCAGUGUUACAAAUCGUUUCACAAAAGGAGUGGGCUCAGGAAUCACAUGAAAAUUCAUCGUAAGGACGAAUUAGAUCGAGUAGCGAGCAAACCAUCGGUUGUCGGGACCACCGGUAACAAUAAUGAUAUUAAAAUUGCAUAUGUAACUGAAAUAUACGCAGCAAAUGACGAUUGAAAUUAG
Molecule: messenger RNA, 1901 nt
Organism: Bradysia coprophila
Lineage: Eukaryota; Metazoa; Arthropoda; Insecta; Diptera; Sciaridae
Biological process (GO): regulation of transcription by RNA polymerase II
Cellular component (GO): nucleus
Molecular function (GO): RNA polymerase II cis-regulatory region sequence-specific DNA binding; zinc ion binding; DNA-binding transcription factor activity, RNA polymerase II-specific
Source: RefSeq, a predicted model, not a curated record